CUCACUCUGACAGCGCCGAGGUGCGCGGUGUGGAGCGGGAAACAAAGGAGCUGAGUUGGGAGGGGAGUGAGCUGGGCCAGGGAGAGCCCCCGGCUGGCCGCCAGAAGACCCUGGCUGGAGGAAGCCCAAGUGUCACUUGAAUUCCAACCCAGGAGCCAGCCCUUGGGACCCAAGCACCUUGUUUAGCAACAGUGGCUGGAAUAUUCUCCCCAAAGUUCCCGGAGCGCCAGUAAAGGAGGAUCAUCGCCCGCCCCCCGCCACUCCGACUGCUGGUCCCUAGAAACCCCAGCUUCACCUCUCACUGGGCUCACUGGGACGGCAAUUCCAGAAUGAAAAGCAAAAAGGGCAUUGUCACGGCAUCCGGCAGUGAUACUGAAGAUGAGGACAGCAUGGACACUCCACUGGACCUUUCCUCUUCAGCCACCUCUGCCAAGAGAAGGAGGAGAGGCAACCUCCCCAAGGAGUCUGUUCAGAUCCUGCGGGACUGGCUGUAUGAGCACAGAUACAAUGCGUAUCCCUCAGAGCAAGAGAAGGCAGUGCUGUCCCAGCAGACACACCUGUCAACACUGCAGGUCUGUAACUGGUUCAUCAACGCCCGCCGCAGGCUCCUCCCUGACAUGCUGAGAAAGGAUGGCAAAGAUCCAAAUCAGUUCACGAUUUCCCGCCGUGGGGCCAAAAUUUCUGAAGCUAGCUCUGUGGAAGCUGCGAUGGGUAUCAAAAACUUCAUGCCAGCUCUAGAAGAGAGCCCGUUUCAUUCCUGCACAGCUGGACCCAACUCUACCCUAGGGAGGCCAGUGUCUCCCAAGCCUUCCUGCCCGGGAUCCAUUUUGGCUCGCCCAUCAGUGAUCUGCCAUACCACUGUGACUGCAUUGAAAGAUGGGCCUUUCUCUCUCUGCCAGCCGGUUGGUGUGGGACAGAGCACAGAUGUACAGCAGAUAACAGCCGGCAACUUUACAGAUACCUCUCUCAUGUACCCAGAGGACGCUUGCAAAUCUGGACCGAGUCCAAACCCUCAGAGUGGUCUUUUCAACACUCCGCCCCCUACUCCGCCAGACCUCAACCAGGAUUUUAGCGGAUUCCAGCUUCUAGUGGAUGUUGCACUCAAACGGGCUGCAGAGAUGGAGCUUCAGGCAAAACUCACAGCUUAACCCUUUUCCAGACAAGACAGUUCUCCAAACAUGGUCCUGGUUGUCAGGGUGAUGGCAAGAGAUGCAUUAUUUUAUAUUUUUUUCUAUUAAUAUUUGCACAUGGGAUUGCUCAAUUGAAGCUUCCUGUUACUAAGAUGUCUUCAAUGGAAUACAGUCAUUCCAAGAACUACAAACUAAAGCUACUGUAGAAACAAAGGGUUCUCUUUUUAAAUGUUUCUUGGUAGAUUUUUCAUAAUGUGAGAUGGUUCCCAAUAUCAUGUGAUCUGUUCCCCAUACAUGCACACACGCACACACACAUAUACCCUUUUUGAUGUUGGUUUUUUGUUUGUUUUUUUUUUCAGACUGUGCAAUACUUAGAAGUCAUAGUGUCUUUCUAUUUCCAUGUGGAACAGGGUGCCCACAUACAGUCUAAUGAAUAAACUUUGUGUUUUUUUUUUUUUCCAAGCAAGUAUGAAUCUAGUUGUUGGAUAUCUUUUUUCAUGAUGUAAUAAAGUAUUUUCUUUAAAAGAUAA
Phodopus roborovskii (desert hamster) is the source of this 1660-nucleotide messenger RNA. It is a transcript of the gene Tgif1, whose product is annotated as TGFB induced factor homeobox 1. The transcript is spliced from 3 exons. Gene Ontology annotation, biological process: regulation of transcription by RNA polymerase II. NCBI's taxonomy places the organism in Eukaryota, Metazoa, Chordata, Mammalia, Rodentia, Cricetidae. Gene Ontology annotation, molecular function: RNA polymerase II cis-regulatory region sequence-specific DNA binding; DNA-binding transcription factor activity, RNA polymerase II-specific. The coding region runs from base 330 to 1148 and encodes 272 amino acids. The record is from RefSeq and is a predicted model, not a curated record.